Molecule: messenger RNA, 2282 nt
Organism: Ochlerotatus camptorhynchus
Lineage: Eukaryota; Metazoa; Arthropoda; Insecta; Diptera; Culicidae
Gene: MFS9
Product: major facilitator superfamily transporter 9
Exons: 6
Coding region: 745-2214 (489 amino acids)
Biological process (GO): monoatomic anion transport; transmembrane transport
Cellular component (GO): membrane
Molecular function (GO): transmembrane transporter activity
Source: RefSeq, a predicted model, not a curated record
AAGGUGCUGCUCCGAUUCGAUUCCAUCAACCGGAAUCAAUCUCCAGAAGUUGGGUGGGCACCAGUCAAUUUGCGGCGUGUUGGAUAGAAAGUACUGUUCGGUGAAAUAUUUACACCCCGGUGAUCAGUGGCUUAUUUUGCAACGCAUCGUUGGCCUCAAUCCACCCUGAGUGACGGACUGCACAGGCCGGUUGGCCGUGAGUUCCUUUCGGUUUGUUACGUCAACGACGACAGCUACGGACCCGAAACAAGUUUUUGCCCAUUGAACCGAAUGGAAUUUUUGCCAGGCGGCAGUCACUAUUUUGCACACAACAUGGUCAAACGGCAAUUCCGCGCGAUCGGCAUAAUGAGCUACCGCUGAGUGGAAAAAGUGCAAGAGUCAUAAUUUUUAAACUCAACGUGACGCUGUUGAGUGAUCUGAAAUUAAAGAAGAAUAAAAUAGUGUAAAUAAUUAGUGAAGCUUUAGCUACUGGAAGUGCGUCAAAUUUGAACAGCUGGAUUUUAUAGCGUGUGAAAUUCGUUAACAACAAUGCGACGAAAUCCAAAUUAGUGCAAGAUAAAAUAAUUCCCUAACAAUUGUGUCAACAACCACCAGGUGGGUGGUAGAGUGAUAGGAGCACCAACCGAGCAGCUAAUCGACUGCCCAACAAACUACAAACGCUCAAACUUGUUUUGCGAAAGUUUUCUGUUUUUGUGUUCCCUGCAAAAACCAGCUGCUGCUGUUGCUACCGAGCAAUAAAACAAUAUGGAUGUGGCGGAAAGUAGCAAACUAAGCGAUGGAAUCCCUUCUCCACUAUGGAUGUUCUGGAAGCGGCGGAGAUACAUAGUAGUAUUUAUGGCCUUCCUGGGUUUCUUCAACGUGUAUGCUCUGCGAGUGAAUCUCAGUGUGGCCAUCGUCGCUAUGACCGAGAUGCGGGAAGUAGACUACGGUAAUGGCACAAUCGGACAUGAGCAAUACUUUGACUGGAGCUCACAGUUGCAAGGCUACGUGCUGAGUUCAUUCUUCUAUGGAUACAUUCUGACACCGUUUCUGGGUGGAUUCAUCUCCAACAAACUCGGUGGCAAUUAUGUUUUCGGCGUCGGUAUAGGAGUGACAGCCGUGCUGACCCUUCUCACCCCACUGGCCGCCAAAGCUGGUGUGGGUUGGUUUAUCGCAGUGCGAAUAAUCGAGGGCAUCUUCGAGGGUGUCACGUUCCCGUGCAUCCAUGCCGUGUGGUCCAAGUGGGCUCCACCUUCCGAACGAUCUCGAAUGGCAUCAAUUGCCUUCGCUGGCAACUAUGCCGGAACGGUGGUGUCAAUGCCCUUAAGUGGAAUUUUUGCCAAUGCCUAUGGGUGGGAGAGUGUGUUCUAUAUUUUCGGAGCUAUCGGGUGCGUCUGGUUCGUGCUGUGGACCGUUAUGAUAAAGACAUCGCCCGAGGUAGACCGGAGCAUCAGCGCCAACGAGAAGGAGUUUAUUUUGUCCAGUCUGAAUAGGACCGAAGGAGUACCGGAGAAGAUCAGGCACCCGUGGAAGGGAAUGCUGACGUCGGCGGCGGUGUGGGCACUGGUGGCUUCGCACUUCUCCGAAAAUUGGGGAUUCUAUACGCUGCUAACGCAGCUGCCGACGUUCUUGAAAGACACAAUGCACUUUCAGCUGGAAAAGACUGGCUUCAUCUCCGCCAUUCCGUACCUGGUCAUGGGCAUCCUCCUAUUCGUUUCCGGUUAUCUGGCUGAUCUGAGUCAACUCAAAGGAUGGCUCACCACAACACAGGUCCGUCGGUUUUUCAACUGCGGUGCAUUCCUCGGUCAAACGGUGUUCAUGAUUACGGGAGCAUUCAUCCUGAAGCCGACGGCCACGAUCACCUGUUUCACGAUCGCCGUCGGUAUCGGUGCUUUCGCGUGGUCCGGCUUCGCCGUCAAUCACCUGGAUCUAUCACCGAAGAGCGCUGGCGUGCUGAUGGGAAUUUCCAACACCUUUGCCACCAUUCCCGGAAUUGUGAGUCCCAUCAUAACGGGUUACAUAACAUCGAACAAGUCGGACGACGAAUGGAGGGUGGUGUUCUACAUUGCAGCGGGGAUUUAUUUGAUUGGGUGUGUGAUUUAUUGGAUUUGGGCUUCCGGCGAGUUGCAACCGUGGUCGAUUGAAGCGCAGGAGAAACUGAUCAAACAGCAGAAUGGACGAAAGAGCGCCGAUGGCGGUUACGCGAAUAAGCUGACGAUCGAAGACGAAAAGUGACGUGGGGAAGCGGCGUUCCUGAAGGGGAAAUCGAAAGUAUUUAACUAUGUGUAGUUUACUGAAAAACA